CGACGACGACGACCGGUACAAAGCGUCGCGACGCGGGGCGAAGCGGAGCGGCGCGGCACGAAGCCGCGAGACCACGAAGGAUACGAGACGACGAGCAGCUCGCUGCUCCCGGUCAGCUCGCCGUCAUAGCGGAGCAGAACGGAGCGCAGCAAAGCUGAGUGGUGCGGAGAGCAGAGAGCACGGAGGAGAGCCCCUAACCACACGCUAACCAGCCUCGCUCGCUCGCAAUAACUCUAAACGAGGCAAGAUGGCGGCCGUGGAGGCAGCGGAGGCCCCGUCCUCUCUCCUCGCGCUCACCACGGGCGACAAGAUCCUCGUGACCGUCGAUUCCGCGCUACCCGACAUCCUCGUAGUGUCCUUCGUCCACGGCACCAAGUGCUUCCAAGGUGUGCUCCUCGACGCUACCAAAAGAGGCCUUCCCUGCGGUGUUCAGCCUCCGGAGCCGAUUCCAGGCCCCGAUGGCGACAAAUUGGCGACGAUCGCGACGCGUUUCAGCUAUUUCCAAGAGCGGAAGAGCACGCUGUCGUCGUCGACUGCCUCCGUUGUUACCAAGGUUGAUCUCCGCAGGAGCAUCAAUCCGCCUGCCAGAUAUAAGAAUGCAAGGCCCACAGUGAGACUGAGACCACGUCAGGUGCUUUGCAGCAAGUGCCGGUCCAUCUGCAACGAGAAUAGCGAGAACGUCGACGUCAGCAGGAAGCGGAAGCAUGAAGAGGUGCAACAACAACCGCAGCAGCAGUUGGUCGCGAGUACCACGAGAAGAAGCGACCGACGUUGCGGUCAGCAAUUGCAGAAGGCCCAACGGACUUUGCUUUCCGAAUGCCAGACAGAAAACUCGACCUCCAAUCAAGCGACGAAGACAACGGCCUCGAGUCCCGACUCCUCGAAAAUGGGGGCCUCCCUGAUCCCGAAACUAGCAAGAUUACAGCCUAACGAGAUCAGCAACGCCAUACAGGGCUCUGGUCAAUUCUCCGACAAAGUGAAAGUCGCGGCGAGCGCACAGCCAUCGCACUGGCCGGUCAGAGGUGAGGAAGAGACGUCCCUGAGGAACGUCCUGAGACCCGCAGAAGAAAGAAUCGAGUCCACCGAUUGCGACAGCAAUCCUUCAAUGGCUUACUGCGCUACACCGAGGAGACUCAGUAGUUCGUCGGUGGAAAGUGCGAAGGUACCUGAAGAAGAAGAUAAGAAGACUUUUGCUGCUGCGGAUUCAACCAUGAGACUGAGAACUGGCAGAAUACCGAGAAAGAAACGUUCAGUAGGUUCGAUGGAAGACCUUUGGGAUGAAUCUGUCUUUGAAGAUCCUACGAGAACCGCUCGAACCACGCCAGUAAUCAAAAUCUCGUUUGGUGCGCAAGGUGAAGGUACGGUUCUAAAGAUACCCGCCAAACUUCAGGACCCCGAGUAUGAACAGGAGACUGACGACCCUGACGACACUCAGCAAGAGAGGGAUCCUCUGGAAUUACCCAGAUCCUUCGACAACGACUACGAGUAUCACGAGGGGGGUGAAGAAGACGGACAAGAACAGGUGGACCCUCAGAAGCAGGGCGUGAAGGAUGCCAGCGCGAAGGCAGCCAAACGAGCCCUGAAGAAAGCCAAGAAAGAGGCUAGGAGAAAGAUGCUGGGCGGAGUGUCGCCAGCGAGGUCUCCUUGCAAUGGAUCACCGAGAUAUAAUCCCACUUACGAUCCUCUCUCGUAUCAUCGUCGGAAGCACAAGGUGAAACAUAAAAAGAAACAUAAGGAGGGUCGGAAGCACAAGAACCAACAGCAGCAACAGCAAGAACAACAUCAACAGUCGCAGCAACAACAACCGCAGCCUGAGCAGUCUUGCUUGGACUCGACGGAACAGCACCAGCAGAAUUGGAACGUCCUACCUGGUGGCGAAUCCUACAGAGCCAUCAAGGAACAGUGCCUGAAGCAGAAACUGUCGAUAUCGCUUAAGAGGCUUAACACGAAUGCGUAUGCGCGUUGCGACUACCCUGUCAGCAACGCGUCCUCCGGCUGCAAGAGCUCCGGUGGCAGUAGCGACGAGCUGAGUGAGCAAGAGCCGGAAGUGGAAACGGCGCCUGACUUUCCACCGCAAUCUCAUCCCUUGGUGAUGCGACUGGCCGCUACCCCCGUCGCUCACUGUCUUACAGCCAAUGGCAGGAGAAUGGACGUUGGUGACGUUGUGUGGGGCAAGAUUCACGGUUUCCCGUGGUGGCCUGGCAAGGUUUUGAGUAUCACGGUGUCCUGUAAAGAAGAUGGCACCUCGUCCGGCCCUCAAGCUCAUGUGGCUUGGUACGGAUCGUCUACAAGCUCGCUAAUGUCCUGCGACCAAUUAAGUCCUUUCCUCGAAACCUUUAAGACGCGGUACAAUAAGAAGAAACGUGGUCCGUACAAAGAGGCGAUACGACAGGCUCAAAACGAGGCUCGUAGUCAGAUUACGCCUAAUUCGACCAACAGCGUGUUGAAUGUUUGCGGUUCGCCCCGCGAGGUAAACGUUCUCUCCUAAGGGAAGUUCUCCGACAACCAUUCCUUACUGCCGAGCAUCCGUCGGCGUGAUAAUUAAAGCGUUUGUGGCAAGAGAGUGCUGACCGAUUAUCCACGACAUUCCCAGCUGCAGCAGAUUAACCCCGAUUUCAUUUAAUUUCUCUAUUACUUGUAUCCGUCAGUUCUAUUUUUAGAGAUCUUUCUCUCUGAGAGCUUCGAAUUUAUCGACUCUUAUAAAGACUAAGUUAAGACUAAGUUAAAGGUGUAUUUUAGAUUGGCAUUCAAAUAAUUCGCGCGGUUUUUUCGAUGUAUGAAAUUUUUCGUAUGCUUAAAUUUGAAGAUUCUUAAAUUCAAUGGUGAAAUUUAUUGCGAUCUCUGAAAAUAUUUCGGAAUAUUCGAUCGCAUGAACUUUUGAGACUUGAAUUAUCCAUGCUGCGGAUAUUUGAACUCUUUAGAAAUGCAUCUGACGUACACACUCUCUUAUCACGAGACUCACUAUCACUAAUCGCGACAGUGACUGAAUUAUGAAAAGAUAAUGCUCUCGUUGUGUCACGAGCGCGGGUUAACGCUGACUUUCCGCGAGCGCUUGAAUUACGACGGAUUGGAAUUGUCGUGUAAUAUAUGAAAUUUUGUACAUACCCCUUAGCGCUAAUGAAAUAGUUAUUGAUCGAUGUUCUGUCAGCCAUUUUUCUCGCGAUUAGUCGCUUAGAGCCAGUCGCCCUCUCCGAUCAAAAUUAAUGUUUCCCUCGACUCAGUUUUAAAUUCAGCGUUGGACGAUCAGCGGAUUUUGGUCCUCGAUAUUUUAGAACUUUAUCGUUUUCUUCUAUAUUUUCGUAUUUUGAAGUGAAAUCCAUAGAUUCAUAAUCUGAGAAAUUCUAAUUAUGUUGAAUUAUGUUGAAUUAUGUUGAAUUAUGUGAAAAAUAAGGCUUACGACUUCAGUUUUACAUGAUGAACUAUCGGGGAUUCUAUCUCGUAGAUAACUUGUGGAAUAACGAAUUCUGGUGAAACACGACGUGUUCAUUAGAAUCGAUGAGUCAUAAUGUUCUUUCUAAUUCCGAAGCUUCUAAAUGUCGCGAUCGACUGACUCUCGGCGAAUCGAAUCGUGAACGUUUACUGCCAUCGUCACUGGCUUCUCUGUCCUCGGCUUACCAAGCGGAUGGUAGCGCGUAAAAGUCUACUCUAGAUAUUUCUAGACUAAUCGUAAGUACUCACGGCGAAGUUAACUGAUCCGAUUUGUUUCUUCGUUGAUUAAUCUCUCAAACGUCUCAGGCGAUGUGAAGUCGCGAUUAUUGAGGAUUGGCAAUUAUCGCUUGUUACACUUGCUAGAAUGAAUGAAUAAUUAAUUAUCGGAAACAGCGUGACCAUCUCAGAAACACAGACUGCAAAUUAUUAUAGUUUUUACGCAAUAGUGAUCGUCAUUCUUUGUUAUAAAUGUUUGGUAUAUAUGUUACCACAUGUGGUGUAUAUACUUCUCAGCUUUGAUGUCUUCUUUUAUAUAUAUAUUUUUCUAUAGUGCACAUUUUGUAUUUCUUUUCUUUCAGGAAAAAGCAAUGAUUUGAGGGAUUAAGUGUAAAUUUUUGAUAAUAGUUAUCGUUCUCUGUUGGCCGCCAUAGUGAUUCGUGUCGGAGAUUUAGCUGGACAAAACGCUGGGUGUGCUUAGGAUUGUAUUUAAAUGUAAAUUUUCAUUCUUCUCCAAGAAAGACAGCCAAUAUUUACGCUUUGUGCCAACACUGCCGUGUAAUUAAACAAUCGAUUGUUUGAUCAUCGAGCAACGAUAAUUGUAAAGCGACUUAUGGACUCGCGAUUGACUGUGAAAAUAGCUUGGAUAAAUCUCGUCUCUUAAAAGCACUAAUUAACUACAAAAGUAAAGUUUUCUAAAAGAAAAAAAAAAGAGAAAUAUAUAUAUGAAUUAACAGAGGAUUUUCAACUUGUAGUUUCAGAGAGACAAAAAAGUUCGAGAAAUUAAAUCUCGUAAAUUAUUCAAUAGUUUUUACAUCCCUAAUAUUGACGAAAACGAAUAUUCCUCCCGAAUCAUGUUCGUGAAUUAUUAAUAUUAAUAGAAACUCGCCAUUAAGCUUCUUCGUUUCGAACAGAAAUAGCAAAAUCGCCCGACUCAUUGAGCAUCCUGAAUUAUUAUGCAAAAAUUCUCAAAAAUUCCCUGACUCAGCUCAGAGAGAGAAAGAGAGAGAGGGGGAGAGAGAGAGAGAGAGAGAGAGAGAGAGAGAGAGAGAGAGAGAGAGAGAGAGAGAGAGAGAGAGAAUAAAUAAUUCAUGGGUAGGCAUUUUAAUCUCACAGUGACAAAAACGUCAUAAAGCUGCGAAUGGUACUUAAGAACUCCUAAAUUAUUAUUAUUAUCAUCAUCGAUGUGCUGCUGUUGUUUCGAUACGGCUCUCUCCCACAAAGAUAUUUACGUGCUCGAAGUUGGAAGCAUUACUGGGUUUUAUACCGUAAUGUGAACAAUCCGCUUGUUUUCCGAAGACGUUGAGAAUAUUCGAAUAUAUCCUAGAAGGAAGUUCGAUCUUGUAGAAUCGCACUUGGAGCUUUGAAAAUUGUAUUGUCGGGAAUUAUUGGGUCCUCUGAUUAUCCAGUGUAAGCCUCCACAAAUUUUCUCCUCGUCUAACAUUAUUAAGCAGUUGAGAGUUCUCAAAUUCUUGUCGAGGCGUAGCGAGUUAUAUUAGAAUUAUAUUGAGUAUCUGUUAAUUUUAGUCGACCAUGAGAAAAAAUAAUUGUAAAAUGAAUCUUGCAAAAAGAGACAAACGUGUGAGUAAUUCCACGGAAAUCGGUUGCGACAUUCUUUUUGUUUGGCUAAUGAUUAAUUUGAUAGUUAGGUACGAAUAAUUGCGUGCGGGCCCCAUAAUGCGGACUAAAGGCAAAAACUGAACUAGUGUGAAGAGCAGAAGGUGUGUGUGAGUGAGAGAAAGAGCAUGAGAGCGAGAAAAAGGAAGCAAAGAGAUAAGAUGUUUUAAGUAA
Messenger RNA from Harpegnathos saltator (Jerdon's jumping ant), 5436 nucleotides. Its product is annotated as PWWP domain-containing protein 2A. Gene Ontology annotation, cellular component: chromocenter; nucleus. Lineage: Eukaryota; Metazoa; Arthropoda; Insecta; Hymenoptera; Formicidae. The transcript is spliced from 7 exons. The record is from RefSeq and is a predicted model, not a curated record. Bases 248 to 2488 code for a protein of 746 amino acids. Gene Ontology annotation, molecular function: chromatin binding.